This is a messenger RNA of Zerene cesonia (dogface butterfly), 6201 nucleotides long. RefSeq names its product RNA/RNP complex-1-interacting phosphatase homolog (gene Ptp-h). The coding region runs from base 277 to 942 and encodes 221 amino acids. The record is from RefSeq and is a predicted model, not a curated record. Gene Ontology annotation, biological process: dephosphorylation. Gene Ontology annotation, molecular function: polynucleotide 5'-phosphatase activity; protein tyrosine/serine/threonine phosphatase activity. Lineage: Eukaryota; Metazoa; Arthropoda; Insecta; Lepidoptera; Pieridae. The transcript has 7 exons.
AGUGCGAAUGAUGCGCGGGUCGUGGGUGGUUUACGCCUCUAUCAAUCAGUGAUGGUAGUUGGUCGCACGCGUUUCCAAUUAUUAUUGAGAUUACUAUAACAGGCUAUUGUAGCGAUUGUACAGCUGGGAUAUAAACUAUUGUUGUUAUUGUGCCAUUGUGGGACCACCAAGAGGUAAAUGGACUAUUUCUCCAGAUGCUAAAAUUAUACGUCGGUACAGAACUACAGAAUAUGGCAGACAAAUAAUACUGAAAUUACACAGAUAUGGGAUAUCAAGAUGCUUUUAAAGAGAAUACCAAAAUUAGGUGCUGUAAUAGACUUAACAAACACAACAAGGUAUUACGACCCGCAGGAAUUGAAGUCGGCGGGUGUUCUGCACAAGAAGAUUUUAAUGCCGGGUCGCAUUAUACCGCCCGAGGACAAAGUGACCGAAUUCAUGGACACGGUUGAAGAGUUUCUGGAAAAAGAUGACGAAUCGUUGGUGGGUGUUCACUGCACGCACGGGUUGAACCGUACGGGGUACAUGGUGUGUCGGUACCUCCGGGAUCGCCUGCGGUGGCCUGCGGCAAGCGCCAUCGACAAAUUUGAAACGGCACGCGGGUACAAAAUAGAGAGGGAUAAUUACAUAGCAGAUCUUCUCGGCAAAACGCCGCCUAAGCCUGAUAUAAACAAACCGACAACUAUAAAACCUAUAGACGAAUCCUUUACAGAUACCGUGUUAACUAAAGAUUCUAACACGUAUAAUAAUAAAAGAAAGAGGAAUCAACGGGACUGUAAUAGAGGAGGUUCAUGUGAAGAAGAUUUUAACGGUCGUACCAUGAAGUAUGGAGACAGAAGGCAUGGCGGUGGUAAGAGAUAUAAAGAUGACAAAGACAAAUAUUACAGAAAUAGAAAGGAAAGCGCCUCAAGUACAGAUUCAUAUGAUUUUAAAUAUGAUUACUGACACCGGUUUAAAUUAAUUUUAUUUACAAUUUUAUAGGUUGCUCUUCGAAAUCAUUCUGCGUGAAUCAGAAAACGGGGGCAUUCUGACGUAAUUGCUCAUUUUUUAUACUUAUUAGUUUCCGUUUAUUAUAUUUAAAGUUUUUAUUUACAAUUUUUUUAACAAAAUGAAGAAACAAUUCUUUCAUAAUUAAACGAACUUGCCUAAGUGAAGUUUAAUUGUAAAAUAAUACGAGAUGCUUAGUCCGAGAUGUGUUCUAAAUUCACUUUAUAGUAUCACAAUACCCGCGCUGUGUGUGGCGCGAAAUUAUAUUUCUUUCCUCUCAUCUUUCUUCUAAUGUUUAGAAAAAUAAAUAUUAGCCUUAAAAUAGUCAGUUUUUUUUUUAAAUUGAAUAUUUAUUUUGGAUAAAUUCAAUUAGAGUACUUGUCAGGCUAAUUUACUGAAAAGACUUAUGCAGUCUUAAAUAUUCAGGUAUUUUAACUUAAAUAAUUCGUAUCUAUACUGAAUUUAUGUUACAUCAAUGUAAAGUUAUUUGUAUUAAAUUUUCAAGAACGCCACUUGAGACUAUAUUUAAGAAACAUUCUGAUGUCGCAAGAAAUUAUUAUUAAGUACAAAGACAUAAUUAUGUAUGUUUUUGUAUAAUUACCUAAUCCAACUUCCAAUAAAUAGAGGUAGGUUCGCAUAAUAUUUGAUAAGUAAAAAUAUAGUUGUGUGUAUUGUACAAAGGGGUUGUUUGGAUUUGCAAAUAAAAUUUUUUAUACAUAUGUAUCAUAAAAUGUCCAGUAUUCUAUACUUGUGAAUAUCUAGAAAUCGAAGUUUCAUAAGAGACACUUGGUUUUGUUGUAAAUUAUUGAGUGUUUCGAAGCGAUAUGUGUAUUUAGUAUUCUUUUAAGAUGUACAUGAGUUGUGAUAUAUAAACCUUUUUUAUAUUUGUAAUGCCCUUGCUUUUUUGGCAAGUACAAAACUUAAUAAUAGGUUCGCCGCUUGCUAAUUCCUGAUAGCCUAUAUGACGUUUAUGGGCGUUUAUUUUAAUCACAGAAAAUAUAAAAGAUGUGUAAACAAAUAGUUGCUGGUGCAUUAGAAUGCUUUUCUUUCAAUAAUUAACUCCACUCCACUACACUUCACUACACUGCACUGCACUAAACUACACUGCCCUACACUACACUACACUACACUACACUACACUAAACUCCAGUCUAUUCCACACUACACACACAUAUACACACACUACACUCGCUACACUCGAUAUUCGCAACUGUAUCGCAAUGGACGCACUACAGUGCGCGAUCGCUCGCUUAGUACAAAAUGGUGCCCUUGCAUUGUAGGCAUCGCAUAAUUUGCAAUUAUUCGUUGUGAACUUUUUCGACAUAUUGACAUUCAGGUUGACAUAAUAAUUGAUAUAUAAAUAAAUAAAAUUAAUAAUAUUAGAUGUGUGCGACUCACCUGCCUCGCCCGCAAGGGCCCAUUUUAAUACAUCAUUUGAAAUUUUAAUUGACAUAGGCUAGUAGAACAUAUCCCGAAGUUGUGAAUCUAGCCGUAACUGAUUUAUAUUUCGAAUUGAGAUAGAUUGAAAUUCCUGACCGAAGUGCGCCUGGCGGAUCGACAUUUUUGUUGGUAGGUUUUUAAAUGGAAUAAAAUUGGGUCUCGACAAGUAUCUUUUAUUUAUUUCUUUUGGAAAAUAAACCAAUUUAUUUUUAAUGUAAUCUUUUUGUUGGAAGAGUUCUUGGGUUUCAUUAGGAAUUCAAUUCAAUUAAAACUUUGUAUCCUGAAAUUACUCCGAAAAAUAAUAAAAUAUUUUGUUUUUUUAAGCAUUUGCAAUUUGUAUAGAACUGCAGUGAAAUAGUUUAUUAUGUUACUGACCUUUAGAUAACAGUAAAUAAUAUAAUCUGUUAUUAUGCGAGAUCAAAUGAUAAAUAAGAAAAAAACUAAGGUAAUGGAUGUUUGUAAAAGAAUAUUAUUGUUUAAUUUUUUAAAUAAUGCAAACAUCCAAAACUUUGUUUACCACUACUUGAUAUUCUAGAGUCAUAUUUCUAGGGAAAGUUAUCACUAAGGGCCUGCACCUCAGUCAUUUUUCUAUUUUGAACAUGAGUAGAGCUCAUGAUACUCAGGUAUGUUAUCUGUCGUUAUACCUUUCUGAUCCUAGCAAAGAUGCAACAAUUAUUUUUAUGUAAGCAAAUUACAGCGUCUCCGACCUUACAAGUUGGUUUUUUAAUUGAAGUUGAACUCAGAUAAUAAGUUAGAAGUUAAUAAGUAUGGUAGAGGUCAAUAUGUUGUUAUAAUUUAUCAGGCUGUCCCUUAAACCUUUUAUUGACGACGAGGUUGGCCCCGAAACGGUUUUUUAUGUCAGCGGGCAACUGAGCUGGUGGUUCGGAUGAUUGCGAACCGGCGUGUACAAGGCAUCCAACGUGCUUUGUUGCUAUUGUUUGAAUUUUUUUUUUGUAGUGCAAUACAGUAAACAACAUUGUGCAAGCUGAUUUCAUCUAACAAUUAACAGAACCUUUACUCCAUAUAGUAGUUACAAAAAUGCAGUAAGUCAUGAGAACGAAUCUAAUUAUGGUAAAAUUGGUGGGAUCACGUAUAGUGAUGUGGCUUGCACGUGAUUGAUACCAUCGAGAUGUAACGAUUACGAAUGACGCAGCUUCACUCAGGCGCUGAUUACGAUGACUCGACUAGGGUGCAGUGUGGGGAUGAUUUAUAUGGAAACGAUUACUUUAAUUCUUAAUGGGAUUUCAAAAUUCGCAGCAUUAUAAUACAAGCAGAAAUAUGCACCGUAGAUUGUAAAGCUUGGUGUUAAUUAUCUAAAAUUAAACAACUAGGUAAAGUGCAACGAAUUGUUUUAAAAUGUCUGAAAAAAAGCUCAAUGAAUGCACUGUUAUAUACAACAAUAGUUAAAUUACAUCUUAAACGGUAUAAUUUGAUAGAAUCUAAAGGGCUUUUUUAUUAACAAUGGUAUAGUUGUUAAAAUGCGCAAUCAGAGCGGAUUUUCACUAGCAGCCUUGAUGCUCUUGAGAUUGUGCUUACGAAACGUCGCGUGAAGGUAUUUCGGUGAAAUAGAUGAUUUCAGAUUUCUCUUGGGUUUCAGAUGUUAGUGUUACGCGUUAUCGUAAACUGUACCGCUACAAUUUUCUAAAUGGCGUAUAAGUUGCAAGUCUACCGCUUAUAGAAAACAACUUAAUAAAACUAUCAUGUCUCCUAAAUUUAGUGCGCAGUUGUUUUCCCAAAUCCAUAAAUGUCUUGUCGCACUAACACGAUAAAUAAAGGGAAUUUGCUACAAGUUUGUCGCUUUUUGAAAAUAAAUCAAAGUAGAGAUGCGACAGAUAUGAACGUAGCUCACCGUGCCCCACUUCUACGGAACGUAUUUUAUGUUGAAAACUGACUUAUGCGCUGGUGCUGUUUACUUUGUAACGCUUGGGACUCCUCGAUAUAUUUUCAGUGCAAGUAUAGUGCUUGUCUGAUUUAUUUGUUGUCGAUACCUGGUAGCUUUCCCGAGUCAAUGCUAGUCGCUUUUAUUGCUCUAUUGUUUGGCUUCUGGGCGAGAUUAUGAGUACGUCGAGUAAUUUACAUGCAACAACUGUGUAUUGUGUAUCGGUUUCUAGCGUUCGUCUUGUAAUGAAUUGCAAUAUAUUCGCGUGUGGUACGACCCGUCCAAGUAAUUUAAGAUGAAAACUUGACGGCAGGAAAGUUUGUGCGCACGAACAAUGAACGGAACGCGAUGUAAAAAUGAAUAUUAAUAAGACAGCUUGUAACUGAUUUUGAUUUUUAUUUCCAUUUAUAUUUCAUAUUAAAGUUUCGAGCUGACUUUAUCGUGUUGGAUAUUGGGGUAUGUUAAAUUUUUAAUGUAUAGAACGGACGAAAUAAUAUCAUGUUGUGGUACUUAUUGUUAAAAGGCAUUUAAAUAUAUGAACUACAUCCCUAAUAACUGCAAAGAAUUCUUCUGUGUUCAACUCAUAAAGACGAUAAUCGCUGAAGCUGCAAUAGAUAUAAAUGUAAUGAAGAAAUUUCAUAUAAGAACUGCAUCAAUUAAGCAAGUUAUCAAGGGAUCUUUGUGUCUGAAUUAAUAAAUAUCGAUCGAGACAUCGUAACUGAGUGUCAUAUUAACUACCAUCGAAAAAUGUAAAUUAGUGACGUUUGUUAGGAUCACAUAAAAUUAAACAUCUCACUUUCGUUAUCUGCUAUUUUUGUUUCGGAUCUUAACUACCUGACUUAAGGCAUCGUAUCCUUGAGUGACGUGUAUGGCUAUUUAAUUUAUGUCUAUUACUUGACCGUUUUUAAUGUUCUCGUUUAGUUUGGUGGCAGUUGGUGACGCUUGGGGCGCCGCGUUGAUCCUUAUCAGUGUAUGAACGUCACAGUUGCUGAUGAUCCUGUGAUGAAUUUAAUUAAUAUCUAUCACUUGAAAUUCAAAGCUUUAAUUGAUAAGGUGUGAAGUAUUGAAUAGAAUGAAUAUAGUACUAUACACGUUAUAUUUAUACUAAAAUAAAUAUAGGUUAGGUUAUGAUUUAUUGCUGAUAUGGAAGUUUUGGACGUUAUAGGGGGUAACUCUGGAUCUACUGAACUGAUUUAAAAACUCUUUUACUAAUAGAAAGCGAAAUUAUAUUGUUAAAAAUAUUUUUUCAGUUAUUUUUCAAUUACUUAAUGAUAAUAUCAUCGUAAGAGUUAAUUUUGCAAGUACCCUCAUGAAAAUGUUGACCCAGUCAAUAUAGACACAGAAUGAUGAGAAUCGGGUUGCUCUAGUUCAAAAUAACAUUAAUGUGCUUUUAGUGAUAAAACCUUCACCGCCAGCUCUGUUAAGAGCUUAACUUAUGAAAAACAGUGUCCUGAAAUAGACACGUGAGAAAAUGUUAGACGGCUCAAUGAGCUAGCUUUGAAUCGAUGAUUAUUAUUUUGGGCUAGAUAAUUCCCUCGGCUUCGCAUACGGGGUCAAAGAAAAUCAACAGUUGCCGUACAUGUCACGUCUUCACUAAUAUUAUAAAGCUGAAGAGUUCGUUUGUUUGUUUCAACGCACUAAUCUCAAGAACUAUAGCGCCUGCUAUCGAAAUUUUGUAGCAAUUCAAAUAUUCAUCUCAAUGAGUCUUCCCAUAGGAAUGAGAUGUUAACGACGUAAAUAAUCCUUCUAAAUAUCUCCAGACACAGAAAUUGUAUAACAAUACCAAUCCGUUACGACGUGAAAGAAAAACAAACAAACACAGUAUCGCAUUUACAAUACUAGUAAGGAAUCUUGAUUAUUUGUUGAAUUAUUGAUCAAUAAAGAAAUAUACUAAAAUA